Heterocephalus glaber (naked mole-rat) is the source of this 3233-nucleotide messenger RNA. It is a transcript of the gene Tnfsf4, whose product is annotated as TNF superfamily member 4. The record is from RefSeq and is a predicted model, not a curated record. Gene Ontology annotation, cellular component: membrane. Gene Ontology annotation, molecular function: tumor necrosis factor receptor binding; cytokine activity. Gene Ontology annotation, biological process: positive regulation of cytokine production; immune response; inflammatory response. Lineage: Eukaryota; Metazoa; Chordata; Mammalia; Rodentia; Bathyergidae.
UACUGUGUCUGUCACAUAGUGGAUGCUCCAUGAAUACUACUUUAUUUAUUUUAAUGUAAUAGACUAUAUAACUAGAGGAUUACUCUCUCUUUAUUUCCACAUAAUGCAUCAUCUUUUUUUCUUCUUUUGUCUUUUUCAUUUCAAGAAUGGUCUGUGUGUGAUUUAUUUCUAAACCUGUAAAAUGAGCUCAGGACUGAGUUACAUAAUAUAGACAAGGGCUUUGGGAGAGCAUUUUCCUUAAAUCUCUUAUAUGAUGCAAAAUAUCUUGAGGAGGGGAUAUGUGAGCUCCUACUUCAACAGAUGAUGAUCUUUAUUUUUAUCAAGUGACCCACAAACUGGUUACUGGUGCAAUGAGAAAUUAAGAAAAUAGCACACUUGUAUGACUGUCAUUUCACAGUCACUCAAAUCAGAACUGGAAUGCCACAAAAACAACUCCCUGUUAGCCCAGAGGGAAAAAAAAAAAGAAAGAAAGUAAAGGGGAAAUUCAGAUUAGUCACAAAGAAGUUCCCCGCCUGCCUGUAGAAGUUGCAGAGUUAAAACUGAGAGAGUCCUCUCUGCUCUUUCAAUCGCCUUUUGUCUCAGGUCCUGGGACCUUUGUCUUCUGAUUGAAAGGCUUUGCUUUGCCUUCAUCACCUCCUCAUCAGGCUUUCCCCAAGUUCCCCUUUGCCACAGCUUCAUCUUCCUUGCAUCCAGAUUAUGAAAAUGGAAGGGGUUCAACCCCUGGAAGAGAAUGUGGGAAGCGUACCCAGGCCAAGACCCCAGUGGAACAAGCUUUUGCUGGUGGUCUCUGUGAUUCAGGGGCUGGGGCUGCUCCUGUGCCUCAUAUACAUCUGCCUGCGUGUCUCUGCUCCUCAGGUGCAGCAUCCUCCAAUUCAAAGUAUUAGCAUACUACUUACUGGAUGUGAAGAAGAGAAGUUGAUCCUCAUCCCAAACGAUGCUCAUAUCAUGAAGGUAGAAAACAACUCAGUCAUCAUCAACUGUGAUGGGUUUUAUCUCAUCUCUGUGAAGGGCUACUUCCAGGAGGAGGUCAGCAUUAGCCUUCAUUACCGGAUGCAUCGGAAUCCCAUCUCUGUCCCCCUGAGAAAGGACCUGCAGGUGGACUUCACCACAGUGGUCUCUUUGGCUUACAAAGACAAAGUCUACUUGAGUAUGAACUCUCCGAAUACCUCAUGCAAGGACUUCAGGAUGAAUGGUGGAGAACUGUAUCUCAUCCAGCAAAAUCCUGGUGGAUUUUGUAUCUAAGGAGGAUCUGACAGCAACACUUCCAACCAGGGACCAGGAUGAACUCCAAGCUGCAGGUGGACAGGACACAGUCUUCCUUGUGAGUGGAAGAGCCUUUCCGGCUCAGCCAUAUGGACAUGAGCAGAGCACAUCCUGUUCCACCCCCUCACUCAGGGAUAUUUAAAACAUUAUUUUACCUACCAAUCAAUCUUAUUUAUCCUAUUAUCUUCUAAGUCACCUAAUUCAUCCCCCAUGACUGCUGAUUGCCUUGACCCCACUAGGAACCUUUGUGAGAAUGAAAAACCAAGGGCCUCUUUCAUUCACAUUGUUUCUAUUGGUCAGGCAAUUGUCAAAAUAACCUUAUGUCAUUGGAAAGACCCUUGACUACCAUUUGCCAGAAAGCUAAUGUGUGUGGCAAUGCCAAAGUGAAGAGGAGCAAGGAACAGGGUUAUGAAUCCUCAAAAGGUGGUACCUACCAACCCCAGGGAACCAAAGAGGCCCCUCCAAGGUUAAAUUGGUUACUAUUUGCAUAUUGCUUAAAUACUUCUUUCAUUUGGUGGGAGUUUGAAAGGAAAAUCAUCUUGUGAAAAGCAGGACUUGAGAUAACUGUCUAAGAAAUAUUGUGUACACAGGUGUUUUUCUUUACCAUUUUGCCUUCCCAGCUUCCAAACAUACUUAAUAGAAAUUUCUCUUCAAAGAACCAUCCUGGGGAUGUGAUACCGUGAAAAAUCUAAUCUGUGACAUAAAGAAAAUCAAGAAAGAUUUUUUUAUAGAGGAUGGGAGAUAAUUUGUGAGGGUUAGCUUUAUCACAUGAUAUAGCAAUGAACUGGACUCUCAGGGUAAAAGUCAAUAUGGAUUUUAACAACCUGGGGAGGAAAACCUAUUCUUUGUCCCAAGUAGGCAAAGUGGUGCGUCUCAUCCCCUGGCUUGUGCUGAGAUUCAUACUCAGCACUAUGCUUUGUACACAUCUACCACAUUGCUGGCUAUCCAAAAUAAAUGAAGAAAUGCUAUAAUCAAAGGUGAUUUGAUGUCAAAGAGCACUAAGUAGUGAUGGUACCUUAUGAAAAAAAUGAUCUCUGCCUAGAAAUGCCAUAAUGCCACAUGUGCUCUUACAUUGAUCAUUGAAAUUAGAAGGAUGGGCCUGGGGAAUUAGCUCAGUGGUUCCGCCGCCUGCCUCACAAGCGCGAGGUCCUGAGUUCGAUCCCCAGUAUCAAAAAAAAAAAAAGAGAGAAAUUAGGACAAUCAUCCGAUAUCCAGCCUUCAAGGAAAUAGGACCCCUUUUAUUUACUUUAAAUGGCCCCCCUUAACUUGAUAGUGCAUCGUGUAUAUAGCACUGGGGAAAAAUUUGCUCUUUUAUGUCAAAUUUCCAGAUGAUUUAUAAGUUCUCUGUGCCAAAAUUUUUACAAAUGUAAAUGUUUGAUAUAUAUUUUUUAAAUUGUAGCAAAUGUUUCCUGGCUAUCUUAAUUAGAGGGUACAACAUAUCAUAAAAUCUUUCCAGAUGAUUCCAUGUCAUUGAAGGGAUUGACCUCUAUGAUUAUCUCUAGGGCCUCCAGGAAGACAGAGGACUGUGUCCCUACAGUAAAUGGUCUCAGUUACAUUUGGAUCUAUUUUCUGAUAGUUUUCUAUUUCCUCUUAAGCAUCUAUCUCCAACUAUAUUCUCACCUCUCCAUUUCAACCUGUUGUGAAAAGGAGCUAGCUAAAUAUAAGUAAAAGAAUGUAUGUAUAAGGUGAGAGUAAUGAAGCUCUCACUGGGAGCCAAGGUACUCAUAUAAUUAUGAUUAUAGCUAAACACUUAGGCCCUUCUGUGGAUCAUGCACUGGGUUAAACGCUUCUCGUGAAUUCUGCAGAAGAUUUAUGUAUGUGUGUUUCUGUGUAUAGUUUACUUUUCAUUAUUGACUGUGUUUUGGAAAGUUGCUGUUACUUAAUGAAUGAUACCUGGAAAAGUAAAUGUUCAUGAUCAUAGGUAAUAUUUAAAAAUGUAUAUUUACUUUAGUUUUGGUACUGGUGAUUGA